AUGAUUCUCAUGGUCAACAUGCUUGGUUUCUUUCUUGGUCACUAUCCAGAGAACUUCGCAUUGAGCGACAGUCAGAGGACACUCAUAUUACAGACUAUGGCCUUCUUCAUCUGGCUAGGUGGCGGCGCAGCAAUCUUUGCGAAGCUUGAGCAAGAUGCUGGCGAAGAUAGUUGGAGGUUCGCCGACGCUCUUUACUUUUGCGACGCAACUAUUCUAACUGUUGGAUUCGGCGACCUGGUACCCACGACCGACGUCACCAGGGGUAUUGUAUUUCCGUACUCUGUGGGCGGUACAAUAACGCUAGCUCUCAUCGUCUCAUCGCUUUACACAGCGGUGCGCGAGCUUGGGGACGAGAAAAUUGUCCAGAAGCAUGUUGAUCGCAUGCGCGAGCGUGUCGCAGAACGUACAGUUACCAAUUCGUUUGAUCUUCGACAUCGUGAGCGCGAAGCUCACCACCUGAUCCGGAAACGUAAACUUGGCUUUCCACGGAUAUCAGCACCCACUGAGCCACGGCCUCUCAGGACGCUUGUAGGCGAAUCAGUUCAGCAUACAUCAACUAUUCCCCGUGUCGCUCAUGCUUUUGGUAUAGCCUCCUCUAAACCGAAGAUUAUGCUGUUGAAAGAAGAGAAGGAUCGUUUUGAGGCUAUGCGCAAAAUCCAGGCCGAUUCACAGAAGUUCAAGCGUUGGAUGGCAUUAUUCUGGUCCGUCACUACAUUUUCAAUUCUCUGGUGUGUUGGCGCGGUCGUCUUCUGGGUGACCGAAGAGGAAACGCUGAACUUGACGUACUUCCAGUCACUCUAUUUCUGCUAUGUCAGUCUGUUGACUAUUGGUUAUGGAGACUUGGCACCGAGAUCCAAUUCUGGGCGCUGCUUCUUCGUCAUCUGGAGCUUGAUAGCCGUGCCGACCAUGACCAUUUUGGUUUCGGAUCUAGGGGAUACGGUUGUUGCCAAUUUUAAGAGGUGGAGCGACGAGCUCGCUGACUUUACGGUACUACCUAAAGCAGGUAUCUGGCGUUCUUUCCUGAACAAGCAUCCCUGGCUACUGCGGUGGCUGCAGCAGUGGACAGAGUACCGAGCGAGAAAGAAGAGGCUGAUCAGGGGCUUCAGCAUCGCAGAUCCAAGAUCAGAGGACAGUUCUGCAACCUCCUCUGACCUCCAGAACCGAGAAGACAUCCUGAAUGACCCCGAACAUCGCGAAGAAGCUACCGACUUGGAAUUGACUCGCCACCCUACUGUUCUUGCUCUCGCCAAUGAAGCCGAGACUGACAUCACAAACCCCCCCACCCGGGCCUCUCUUACUCGUCGUCUCGCCCUUUCCAUCCACAAAGUUUCUCUCGAUCUGAAAACCGAUAAAAAACGCUAUACGUAUGAGGAGUGGGUUGAGUUCACGCGACUUAUUCGCUUGACCAGUCCAGAGCGCCUGGACCGUGAUCUUGGAAGCGGUGCAACGACGUUUGAUGAAGAAAACGAAGAAGGCCUAGUCAACUGGGAUUGGAUUGGAGAUGAUAGUCCCAUGGUAUCUGGGAUCAGUGAAAGUGAGUGGCUCAUGAAACGAUUGAUCGAGAGUUUGGUAAGGUUAGAGAGGAGGAAGGAGGUUGCGAGGGGAAACUCCAACAUAGAAGCUAUAAGGGAGAUGGAAACAGAGUAUUGUGGUAGAGAUGAACUGGACGAGCUGCAAAGCUAG
Molecule: messenger RNA, 1683 nt
Organism: Alternaria postmessia
Lineage: Eukaryota; Fungi; Ascomycota; Dothideomycetes; Pleosporales; Pleosporaceae
Exons: 1
Coding region: 1-1683 (560 amino acids)
Biological process (GO): stabilization of membrane potential; potassium ion transmembrane transport
Cellular component (GO): membrane
Molecular function (GO): potassium ion leak channel activity
Source: RefSeq, a predicted model, not a curated record